Lolium rigidum is the source of this 682-nucleotide messenger RNA. Its product is annotated as 40S ribosomal protein S24-1. Gene Ontology annotation, molecular function: structural constituent of ribosome. Gene Ontology annotation, biological process: translation. The transcript has 4 exons. NCBI's taxonomy places the organism in Eukaryota, Viridiplantae, Streptophyta, Magnoliopsida, Poales, Poaceae. Bases 60 to 476 code for a protein of 138 amino acids. Gene Ontology annotation, cellular component: ribosome. The record is from RefSeq and is a predicted model, not a curated record.
CCGCCGCCGCCGCUUCCUCCGCAGACAGCUCCCCGCGAAGCGAGGCCGCACCACCAGCCAUGGCGGACGUCAAGACCAACACGGCGGUCACCCUCCGCACCCGCAAGUUCAUGACCAACCGCCUGCUCGCCCGCAAGCAGUUCGUGCUCGAGGUCAUCCACCCCGGCCGCGCCAACGUCUCCAAGGCUGAGCUCAAGGAGAGGCUGGCCAAGGUGUACGACGUCAAGGACACCAACUGCAUCUUCGUCUUCAAGUUCCGCACCCACUUCGGAGGCGGCAAGUCCUCCGGGUUCGGCCUCAUCUACGACAACCUCGAGUCCGCCAAGAAGUUCGAGCCCAAGUACCGCCUCAUCAGGAACGGUCUUGCUACUAAGGUGGAGAAGUCCCGCAAGCAGAUCAAGGAAAGGAAGAACAGAACAAAGAAGAUCCGUGGUGUCAAGAAGACCAAGGCUGGAGAGGCUGCCAAGAAGAAAUAAGAAUAUUUCUGUCUUUCCAUAUGUUCACUAUCAAGCUUUGCUUUGUUUAGGAUGGUAUCCUUGUGGCAGUGUUGCUGAAUGCUUAAUUAUAACUAGAAAAGACUCGUGUCACCACCUGUGUUUUGUGAGGCAUUUGUAGUAUCUUCUGCUCAGAUUUUGAGGAACUUGUCAUAUUAUCAGAUAUACCUGUUGUCACUGGUCUUUUA